GCGCUGUCAUUUCGCGCCAGACCGCUAGAUUACCCCUAACCAUCAUAUUUACAUAAAAAUACAACCCGAUUUUGGGGCCAAUUCCCACCGAUUUGAUCCAGGAAAACGAGUUCUCAACCGCCCUUUUAACCUUCAAGACGUAGCAUCGUGCUGAUUUCCAACCCCGCUUUAUCGUCGUUUUUACCAUGGCCAAGAACAGUUCAAACGAAGACAACGACCCAGUUGUGAACUCCGAAGACGACGAAAUGGUGCAGUACAGGAAAUCGAGUUUGAAUGUCGUCACAUUUCGGACUGUUUACGGACAAAAAGAUUUCGAAACGCCCCACAAAGAGAGCAAUAGUUUUAAGCCGGAUAUGGCGCACCAGAUUUUCGGCAAAUCGGAAAUGAUUUUCGGCUACAAGCAACUCACCAUAAGUUUGUAUUACCUUCACAACUCGGCUAAGUGUUUCGCGGAUGUCCAGUUCAGUGAUAAAAUUGUCGACAGCGAGGGGUUUGAAGCCGAUGAUGUGAUGACCGCGUUGAAUCCGUGGCUACCUACAGACUUUAGAGCGAAGAAAGAGCAGUUCUUGGGGGAUUUACAAGACGAAAAUCACUCAGAGAUGUUCGGUGAGGUGAUUGACACGUUUGAGAACCAAGGGAGAACGUACAAAAUCACCAUUUGCGACACGUCGAGCGAGAGUUUCAAGGAGUUCCACCAGCGGUUUGAGACUUACAUCGUGUGGUUUAUUGAUGGGGCGAAUUUCAUAGAUCUGGAAGACACCCGCUGGGCUAUUUUUUACGUAUAUGAAGAGUUUGAAGUCGAGGGGAAACAAUAUCGCUCGCCUGUUGGUUUUUGUACGGUGUACAAAUUCUACCUGUAUCCGGAUUUAAUCCGGCCACGGAUCAGCCAGUUCUUUAUUUUACCCAGCCACCAGAGGAGAGGGCUCGGUACCAAGUUGUACUGCACCAUAUAUAAUUAUUUACUGGAAUUACCGGAUUCUGCGGAUAUCACAGUUGAGGAACCAACCGAAAUUUUUCAGAGAAUUCGCGACUUUUGCGAUAGUCUGAGGGUGUAUAAAGAUUUGGAGGAAAAUAAAAUUAGUAUUUCAACUCAGAACCAGAAGCAGAUUAAGGAGUUGUUGAAGCGACAUAAAAUUUGUAAGAGGCAGGCCCAACGCGUUUUCGAUGUUUUAGAAUGUUUGAUGGCUCAUAAAAGUGGCUACCAUGAAUACGUUAAGUUUACGGAGAGUAUCAAGACACGUAUUUCUGGCGAGAUGCAGAAAGAGAUGCGCGGUAGCAAACGUGUGUGUAACAAGGACCGAGCCCCCGUGGUCGUAGAGCCCCUAGACAAGAAAUUCGCCCUGGAGCAGGAAUACAACCGCUACAUCGGCAGCCUCGAGUGGCCCACCAACCGCCUCCGGCACCACCUGUCCAAGACCCCGAAAUGAACCUGGCCUGUAUUUUUUUAAAUAAAAUUUUCGUACUCCGCA
Messenger RNA from Zophobas morio, 1469 nucleotides. It is a transcript of the gene Hat1, whose product is annotated as histone acetyltransferase type B catalytic subunit. Gene Ontology annotation, biological process: subtelomeric heterochromatin formation. Gene Ontology annotation, cellular component: nucleus. Gene Ontology annotation, molecular function: histone H4 acetyltransferase activity. Lineage: Eukaryota; Metazoa; Arthropoda; Insecta; Coleoptera; Tenebrionidae. Bases 186 to 1427 code for a protein of 413 amino acids. The transcript has 8 exons. The record is from RefSeq and is a predicted model, not a curated record.